This is a messenger RNA of Penaeus monodon (black tiger shrimp), 1570 nucleotides long. RefSeq lists its product as uncharacterized. Gene Ontology annotation, molecular function: double-stranded DNA binding; ATP-dependent polydeoxyribonucleotide 5'-hydroxyl-kinase activity; protein binding. The record is from RefSeq and is a predicted model, not a curated record. Gene Ontology annotation, biological process: DNA repair. Lineage: Eukaryota; Metazoa; Arthropoda; Malacostraca; Decapoda; Penaeidae.
UAUCCUCCUGGAGGACGGGAGGAACCACAUCAUCGGGAGGUCCAAGGAAACGAAAAUACGAGACAAGCGAUGCUCCAAGAGUCAGGUUGAACUUCUUGCAGACUACAGUUCUUACACAGUCACUGUUAGACAACUUGGAGCCAACACAACAGGUGUGAAUGGAAAACCACUUGAAUUUGGUAAUACUUCAGUUCUCAAACAUAACGACAUUUUAGAGAUUCUAUUAGGUGAGCACCUGCACAAAAUAGAAUUUGAUCCCCCUCCAGACAGUACUGCACAAAAGGACCAAGCGUUUGAAGACAUGCCACGCAAAGCAGCAGCAGCAGCCAACAAACGCAGGGCUUCAAACGAGGACGAGAAGUCAAUUAUGCCGAAGAGAACAAAACCCAAUAAGUCAGAGGAGAGUGAAGGCUGGGAGGAGCAUUUCGAUGGAGAUUUACUAGUUUACAAAAAGGAUAUGGAGGGCAGAGAAAAGAUAGCUGGAUAUGAUAUGGAUAGCACUCUAAUUACAACCAAGUCAGGAAAAGUAUUUGCUCAAAAUUAUGAUGACUGGAUGAUUUUGUACUCGGAAAUUCCUGGGAAGCUAAAACAGCUGUAUAAGGAUGGAUACAAGAUUGUCAUCUUCACCAAUCAGGCUGGCAUUAGCAGAGGGAAACAGACUGUUUCAGGAAUACAGAAAAAGAUUUGCAACAUCAUUGAAAAGUUGGGUGUCCCCAUUCAAGUCUUCGUGUCCACAGGCAAAGGCAAAUGGAGGAAGCCAUGCACUGGCAUGUGGGAGUUUCUGCAGGAGGAGGCCAAUGGAGGUGUGGCAGUCGACAUGAGCAAAAGUAUGUACAUAGGUGACGCAGCAGGCAGGCCAGCCGAAGGCAAGAAGAAGAAAGACUUUUCCUCAAAUGACCGUCUCUUUGCCCUCAAUCUGGGCAUCAGCUUCUACACUCCUGAGGAGCAUUUCCUGGGUGUCAAAACUCAGAAGUUCAAUAUGCCUGAAUUUGACCCACGAACAGUUGACGACUCAUUGAAAUUGUUUGAUCCACCGACCACCAAAGUUCCAAAAUUCAAGACUGAGGUAGUGGUACUAGUUGGGUUUCCUGGAGCAGGGAAAAGCUUCCUUGCAGAGAACCAUUUUGCUCCCUUAGGCUAUGUUGUAGCUAACCGGGACACUGUGGGUACCUGGCAAAAGUGUGUUUCUAUGCUGGAGAAAUCUGUGCAGGAAGGAAAGCAUGUUCUGAUUGACAACACUAACCCUGAUGUUGAGUCUCGGAAGCGCUAUGUUACUGCUGCGAAGAAGAUGAAAGUUCCAAUUCGCUGCUUCAUCCUUAAUGCAUCAAAAGAUCAUUCUAGGCAUAACAAUAAGUUCCGAGAAUUUUCGGGUGCUGACCACUCCAAAGUGAGUGACAUGAUUUAUCAUUCUUACGGCUCCAAAUAUGAGGAACCAUCGCUUGCUGAAGGUUUUGAAGACGUCGUGCGGGUAAAUUUUGUUCCCAAGUUUAGGUCAAAGGAAGACGAGGAGUUCUACAAGAUGUUUUUAUUGGAAAAAUAACUACAAUUAUCCUGUCAUUGGAGAGAGCCA